Danio rerio (zebrafish) is the source of this 3187-nucleotide messenger RNA. Lineage: Eukaryota; Metazoa; Chordata; Actinopteri; Cypriniformes; Danionidae. The record is from RefSeq and is a predicted model, not a curated record.
UACAUUACUAUAAGUGAACAAUUUGUUGUAGUUUAACUUGAAAACACAGCAGACUAGACCCUUCAGUAUGGGCGCGCGCAUCAGCAUGCAAAAGAAUGAGCGAUUCUGAAGAACGGAAGUGGACCGACCAUUUUGAAACCCCGCACCGCCUAGCACAAUGGAUAAGGGCCACACGGUUAAGCUCUUCGUAGGGAAUCUGGCCUUGGACACCACACAAGAAGAACUUUCUGCCAUUUUUGAGUCAUAUGGACAGGUGGUGAGCUGCAGCGUGUUGCGGCAGUUCGCUUUCGUACACCUGCAGGGAGAGGGCGCUGCUGAGCGGGCCAUCCGGGAGCUUAAUGGCCGCGAGUUUAAAGGCCGUAACCUGGUGGUGGAGGAGUCCCGAGGACGUCCACUCCACUCAACCAAGGUGUUUGUGGGUAAUCUGAGCAGCAUGUGCACAACCGAAGACCUCCAGGAGCUGUUUCAGACCUUUGGAAAAGUUUUGGAGUGCGAUAAAGUGAAAGGUUAUGCCUUUGUACACAUGGAGAACAAGGAAGAUGCACUACAGGCUAUUGAAGCACUGCACGGGACAUCCUUCAAAGGACGACCGCUAUCGGUGGAGCUCUCAAAAGUUCAGCCAAGCAAGCAGACUCCCACUGGGAAAAUCCCAUGUGUAAGCUGCGGUAAACAGGGUCACUAUGCAGGUGAAUGUCCAGCUGGUAAACCCACCCUGGAGCAGUACCAAAGCCAAGCUGCUGUGUUAGCAGCUGCCGCUGCUGCUGCUGCCGGCCUUCCACUGCAGGUACAACAGAGCGUCCACAAUUCAGUCUACAACACCUCCACCUUUGACCCCACCUACGCUGCUCUGACUGGACUCACAGCUGCCGGUGCACGGGCAGAAGGUGGAGCCGCCGUGGCACCAGCUGUCUAUGGAGCGCUAGCUAGUCAAGUGUACGGGACAGCGGUUGCCAAUCAGCUCUACGGUGGGUCGGUUGCAAAUCAAGCGCUGAACAGUAGUGCGGCUGCAGCUGCGGCGCAAGCCUAUGGCACUGUUAACCCUGCGCUGUACGGGCAGAUGACCAGCGGUGCGGUCGCGGCGGCAGCAGCAGCUGCUGCUGCAUAUGGUCCACAGGUAGGCUUUCUGGUUUACACACAAGCAGUAGGAAAUCCAGUUUUCCUAACUGCAGCACCAAGUAUGGAGGUACCGGCUGGCGCCGCUGCCGUUAACCCAGCGUAUACGGUAGCACCGGCUCUCUACAGUGCAACCCCAGCUUAUGGGGCUCUGGGGGCUGCUGACCCAGCAGCUAUCUUUGAGGCAGCAAGGGCGCACUACUUUGCACAAGGACAGCAAGUGCUUGCAGAACAGCAACAGGCCAGCUCAAAGUCUGGAGAGAGGGACCGGAGUCCUCUAAGAAGAUCUGCGCCUCUACUGCCAGACCCCGUCAUGAAACCGUUUAUAUAUCAGCGGGCCAAGCGCAGAGCCCUGUUGCCUACACCAGCGGGCCGUGAAGAAGCCGCCGCACAGGAGGAUGACCCUGUAGCCAGAUACUAUGCGGAGUACUACCAGCAGUACCAGCAGCUGCAGCAGUAUCCUCAGUACCAGUACGCGUACCCCGCUCACAGCGCACUCGCGGCCAUGUCCGCGCUGCAAUCUCUGCCCGGUGUGUCAGCUCAGCAGGUGGCGACGCUCGACUCGCUCAGGCCAGUGCUGCCCGCCGCCCCCGUGCCUGCCGCUGCCGCCAUCGCCAUGGCAACACCCCGCGUGUAUGAGCCACCGCCGAUUCCGCCGUCGCACAAGGAGCCCCUCCUCCGCCGCCCCGAACUCGCCCUACACACCCCUGAAACACCCUUCCGAUAGUGUGCUCCACGUCCUCUCUGCCUCUCCUUUCCUUGUGCUGCAAGUGUGUGUGUGUGUGCGUGUGUCAGAAAGAAUCCACAGGUGUUUGUUUAUGACGUGUGUGUGUGUGUGUGCUUGGGUUUAAGACGGUGGCCGUGUCGGUUUUAACUACAGACUGGAGUCUCUAACCUUGGUUCUGAUCACACACACACACCAGUCAGUCAGGGCUGAAAAGGGAAACUGCAUGCUCUCAUUCCUGCACACUUAACCAACAUAGUAACACAUCGUCUGUUUUAAAGAAACCUUCAAUCCAUCGCCGAUUAGUUUUGAAGGUGGGGUGGGGGGGUAGGUUAGGCACCUAGCCAUGAUGAUGCUUUGUAACUUUUUAUAUUCCUAAGUGUUUGUAGUCUAUAUAAUGAAUACUGGACUUGAUAUUUUUUUUUAAAUACUGCUCGACGAUAGAGUUCUAUAAACUUAACCAGUUUACACGUUAUUUUAGUUACGACUUCAAAAGCAUAAGUUGAAUGUAUGUUUACUCCAAAGGUGUGUGAAGUGUAGGACCAGGGUUGGACAGUAUUUUUUUACAUGUCUUUUGUGUGUGUUUCUUGUUUUUCUCUGGGACUGUGGUGUAGCGUGUACGCUUUCCAUUGGUUGUCCUGACAGGAACGCACACGUGUACACGUGCACAGGGAAGCAACCUCGAUCCACACGCACAUGCAUACACAUCCCUCACACGUCAGACGGGAGAAACUUUUAGUGAUGACCUCUAACCCCCACCCUUCAUCCCUGUCCACCCAUCCCGAAAGCUGAAAGACACUGUGACUCUCUCCCCUCCUACUUUAAUGUAGCUACUUCCAUAGAUAUGGCGAUUAUUUGGGAAACAACCAAGCAGAGGAAGGUGUAGCUAGUCAGCUGGGAUCUGUCUUAUGGGAGCGUCUUCAUGCUCGCCAACUUAACUGCCAUGAUGCAUUGUAGAAUCUGUUUUUUUUUUUAAACAUGUCUUUUUAUUAAUGCUAUCAUGUUUUUAUAAACCGUGACAAGGGACUCAAGUAUCCAUAGAGACGUACUUCUUUUAAUUUUUUACUUUUGUUUACACCUGCAAGAGGGACGACGUGUUCUUUCUUGUGGCUUUUUCCACAGUGAUUGUUUAUAGCCAAACUUCUCUUUUUUUUAAUAUAUAUAUCUAGAAAAACAGCCAAAAUCAUGAGUGGCCUACGAUUCUUAUGCCUUAGUAGUGAAAUGUAUUAAAGUUUUGCUCUAUUUUGUAGUCUUACAAUGUGAAACUGGAAUUAAGGCUACGCGGAAGUGCUGUAUAUUAUGUGGUGCUGUGAUUUGGGAUUAAAUGAAUUGGGAGAUUCCUAUCAGUUU